AUGGCCAAAACGAAAAUCACACAAAAACUCAGCAGUACCUACGGUUCUGAAAGACGUAUAUCGGUGAUUUCGAAAUCAGCCUCGAUUAAUAGCAACGGUGUCGUUAACGGCGGUGACCUUGAUCGAGAUAAUUUAUCAAGAAUGAAAGCACAAACUGAAGCUGCUGCAGAUGUUUUUGAACAAGCAGCGAAUAAUUGGAAAAAAGCCAAUCAACAGAUACUCUCAUGGCAGAGCGUAGUGUCUAAUGAGCAUCCUAUAUUUGCGAUGCGUAUUCCGACGCAUAAUAGUCAUGAUUCAGAAGGCACGAGCGAAGAAGUCUUAUCAGAACAGGAAAAUGAGUAUGAAGGAUCCCAAAUGAAUAUUAAUAGCGAUGGAGAAACUGAUGAUGGCGACAAUGAUGAUGAAACAUUUCCAGGUCCUUCUAAAUCAAAAAGAAAUAAAGGAAAGAGCACGGAUCUUGGAGCAAAGAAAUCCUCGUCAUUGCCUAAUAAUAAGAGUCACAAACGAACCGGAGGACACAAUGCUCUUCCAAAGCAAUCAAAGAAGCCAAAAUAUAAGAACGACGCGACAUUUGCAAAGACAAUAAAAAAAGAGAUGGUUCAAAUGAUCACCGCCACCAAAUCGGCAGAACCGGAAAUCGCCAUGUCUCCUGUCGCCGAUAAUUUUGAAGAUCCGGAAAUAUUUGAAUCCUUACCUGAAAUCAGGACACCAAAGGUUCCAAAGAAUGCGUAUUUGUAUUUCGUGUCUCAGCGAUUUGGAGAAGUGAAAGCGGAAUUUCCACAACUUAAAAUGGGAGAAGUUAAUGGAAAAGUAGCUGAAAUAUGGAAAAAUUUAUCAGAAGAAGAGAAAGAGAGUAUCCUAGUAGAAUUCCAGGCUCAACAAAGGAAAUACGGUAUUGAUGGAAUAGUAACGCCUUCAACACCAAAGGCAUCACGUAAAAUGUCGACUCCUGAAUCUUCAAAAUCAGCCGUUGCCUCUUACACGCCAUCAAAAUUCUCAACACCGACUCGUUCACCGAAAAAACCCAACUCCAUCUUAAAAAAGAUUGAAUCAAAUUCACAAAAAUUGCUAUUCGAUCCUUUGAAUGCAUCAUCACUAUCGUCGACACCUUCUUCUGCUGCUUCUACACCGACUAAACCAAAGACUCACUCUGUUGACGAAAAAAGAAAUUAUCAUAAAGAAUCAAUUAAAGGAAAUAAUGUCACUACUCCUGACCGAAAUUCAUCACCAUCACCUCCUGCCACAAGUUUCGAUAACCAAAACGGUUUUGAUGACGAAGAAGUACCCUGGGUUUUGCCUAUUGUUGGAACACCUACGUCAUUUGGUUUGAGUCCAUUUCGUAGACGAAAAAUUCGAAAGAGUAGCAGCAGCAACAGUAGCAGAAUUAGUGAUGAUCAUUAUUACGAUCAAUAA
Ambispora gerdemannii is the source of this 1413-nucleotide messenger RNA. The record is from the annotation of a GenBank genome assembly. NCBI's taxonomy places the organism in Eukaryota, Fungi, Glomeromycota, Glomeromycetes, Archaeosporales, Ambisporaceae.